Messenger RNA from Sorghum bicolor (sorghum), 779 nucleotides. RefSeq names its product DNA-directed RNA polymerase II subunit 4. Lineage: Eukaryota; Viridiplantae; Streptophyta; Magnoliopsida; Poales; Poaceae. Gene Ontology annotation, biological process: nuclear-transcribed mRNA catabolic process, deadenylation-dependent decay; mRNA export from nucleus in response to heat stress; transcription initiation at RNA polymerase II promoter. The coding region runs from base 144 to 575 and encodes 143 amino acids. The record is from RefSeq and is a predicted model, not a curated record. Gene Ontology annotation, molecular function: nucleotide binding; translation initiation factor binding. Gene Ontology annotation, cellular component: P-body; RNA polymerase II, core complex. The transcript has 2 exons.
AACGCAUAGCCCUCCCGCUCCGCCGCCGCCAUCCUCCCGUCCUCAACCCCCUCAUCGCCGCUGCCGUCGACUCCAAUCGCAAUUCCAAGUUCCCAACCUCGUCGAGAUAUCGCUCCGGUCGGAAGCACCAGGGCGGCUUCAGGAUGUCCGGCGAGGAGGAGGAGAACGCCGCGGAGCUCAAGAUCGGCGAAGAGUUUCUCAAGGCCAAGUGCCUGAUGAACUGCGAGGUGGCGAUCAUCCUGGAGCACAAGUACGAGCAGAUCCAGCAGCACUCGUCGGAGUCGGACCCGUCGUCGCAGGUGUCGCAGGUGUUCGAGAAGUCGCUGCAGUACGUGAAGCGCUUCAGCCGCUACAAGAACCCCGACGCCGUGCGCCAGGUCCGCGAGACGCUCAGCCGCUACGGACUCGCCGAGUUCGAGCUCUGCACGCUCGGCAACCUCUGCCCCGACACCAGCGGCGAGGCCACCGCGCUCGUCCCGUCCCUCAAGUCCGGCGGCAGGUUCGUCGGAGACGCCAGGGACGAGAAGAUCGAGAAGAUGCUCAACGACCUCUCCCUCAUCAAGAAGUUCGAGUAGAGUAGCGCCCAGGGUCCGUGCCUUCUCUUCGAAUAUCAUCGAGAGACAAUUCAGGUUCAUGUUCAUGUUAGCUUGAUGUGCUAUUCGAUUUUCAUCAUGAUGUAUUGAUGGAUCCUUGAUGUAUUGAUGGAACCUUGUUGGCGAUAAUUCAAGUUAAUACUAAUAUAUGUGUGUGUGGUUGAUAAUAUAUGUGUGGUUGAUGAA